Messenger RNA from Mesorhabditis spiculigera, 1455 nucleotides. The record is from the annotation of a GenBank genome assembly. NCBI's taxonomy places the organism in Eukaryota, Metazoa, Nematoda, Chromadorea, Rhabditida, Rhabditidae.
AUGGACCAGGGCAACCCGAUGCAGCAGCAGCAAGCCGUCUACCAGCAGCAAUACAUGUACCAGCCGCAGUGCUACCCGCCGACGAGCGAGCCGAUGGGCCAGGCCUACAUGUGCCACCCGCAGCAGCAGUACAACGGAGCGGUCCCUACAUCCGCGGCGCCAAUGCACCCCGCGCACGCACCGGCCACGAUCUACUACCUGCCCUGCGCAUACGACCCGAGCCGCGGGCAGUACAUGCCGUGUCAGCCGAACCCGGUCAUGAUGUCGCCGUAUCCGCCCUACGUCGCGCCAACCUUCCACAACGGCUACUACGAGCCGAUGGUGGCCACUCCGCCCGAGGAGCAGACGCUGACCUCGCCGCAGAACUCGGCGCCCAUCUACCAGCGUGCCUCGGCCCAGUCGUACAAGUCUAACGAGCACUACUACAAGCAGAACAUGCAGAGUGGAGCUGGCUUCGGGGCCAACAUCACCCAGGAAUCGCUGCACCCGCUGUGCACGUCUACGCCGCUGCCAACGAACGAGAUGGCCUACAUCAACAACCAGCAGCCGCGCGGCCACAACCAGCACUCGCCCGUCGUGCAAACCUCGCAGACGGUGAUGGGCCGCAGCUUUGCGAAUGGGUCGGCUGACCGCUCGACAACGUUCGACGCCGGCGCCGCCUACCAGCAGCAGCAGACCUUCACGAAGCCGGGCACGCGCCAGUUCAACCGCUCGGGGCAGAAGACUCGCCUCUGCCACGCCUUCCAGAUGACCAAGACCUGCCGCAACGGCGCCAACUGCAGAUAUGCGCACGGGCAAGGCGAGCUGCAGAGCUUGGCCAAGCCGAACAACUACUCUCAAAAGCCCGACCCGCGCUACAAGACGAAGGUGUGCAACAAUUUCCUCGAGGGCGGAAGCGGGGAAUGCCGCUACGGCGACCUCUGCGAAUUCGUGCACCCGGGCGAUCGGAGCGAAAAAGAAUUCGCCGAUCUCGUCGCCAACGCAAAGAAGACGCUCCCGCCGGCGAUGCGACGAGCCAGCAUGGGCACCCCGCGCUACCAGACCGGCAGCCGCUACACCGGCGCCCCCGUCUAUCAGCUCAAGUACAAUGAAGAAAAGCCGCGUACCCGGCCGCACCUGCCUCAACAGAAGCCACCGGUGGACAACCGUUCAAACGACGACGGGCACUCGGACAGUGCGCGCGGCAGCGGACGUUCGUUGGGCCACCUGCGCAAGGCCGCCUCCACCCACUGCAUCGCGCCCGGGUUCGAAAAACUGUCGCUAGGCGCAGAUGAUGGCUACAACAAGGAAAACAACUCGAGCGGCGGCAACUGGCGAGGCUCGGGCCACUUCAAGACUCCAUUCAACCCGCGCUACGCGAACGACAAGUCGGAUGCACGCCGGCGCUCCGAAUAUAACUUGGGCAAGGCUGGAUUGGAAGAGCAUAAGUCAAACUACGGCAACUACAACAACUAC